GGCGGCGCGCCCGGGCAGCCUGAGCCGCGAGCCGCGUCGCUGUAAUCAGACACCAGAGCGCUCGCCCCCCGCGCCAGGCCACUUUCCAUUCACUCUGAGGUGCUUGAUUGAGCGACGCUGAGAAGGGCUCUAGGGGCCGCGGCACUGCAGCGCUGAGGGUUCCUUUACAAAGAAACUCAGGAGGACCUGGAAGAAAGAAUUUCACUGCUCGGACGCUUUAGAAAUUAAGGUCUUCUGGGAGAAGGAUUAGAGACACGCGGAUCCAAACCGGUAGCAAAUAGGUGACUUUUCCGUGCUGAUUUCUUCCAACCUCGGUAUUUUCUCCUGGAUGUUAAGUUGCAAAAUCUGAAGAAAUGGCAUUCUGGUCUAUUCACGUAUUGAUUGGAGUAUUUAUUUAUUCUCUCUGUGCAAAAGGAUCUCCCCAGCCCCAAGCAAGAGUUUAUUUAACAUUUGAUGAGCUGCAGGAAACCAAGACCUCUGAACAUUUCAGCCUAUCCCACCACCCUUUAGACUACAGGAUACUAUUAAUGGACGAAGAUCAGGACCGGAUAUACGUGGGCAGCAAAGACCACAUUCUUUCCUUGAAUAUUAACAAUAUAAGUCAAGAACCUCUGAGUGUUUUCUGGCCAGCAUCUGCAAUCAAAGUUGAAGAAUGCAAAAUGGCUGGCAAGGAUCCCACACAUGGCUGUGGAAACUUCGUUCGUGUAAUACAGGCUUUCAACCGCACUCAUUUGUACGUAUGUGGGAGUGGUGCUUUCAGUCCAGUCUGUACUUAUUUAAACAGAGGGAGGAGAUCAGAGGACCAAGUUUUCAUGAUUGACUCCAAGUGUGAAUCUGGGAAAGGACGCUGCUCUUUCAACCCCAAUGUGAACACGGUGUCUGUUAUGAUCAAUGAAGAGCUUUUCUCUGGAAUGUAUAUAGAUUUCAUGGGGACAGAUGCUGCUAUUUUUCGAAGUUUAACCAAGAGGAAUGCAGUCAGAACUGAUCAACACAAUUCCAAAUGGCUAAGCGAACCUAUGUUUGUGGAUGCUCAUGUCAUCCCAGAUGGCACUGAUCCAAAUGAUGCUAAGGUGUAUUUCUUCUUCAAAGAGAAACUUACUGACAAUAGCAGGAGCACAAAGCAGAUUCAUUCCAUGAUUGCUAGAAUAUGUCCUAAUGACACUGGUGGACUCCGUAGCCUUGUUAACAAGUGGACCACGUUCUUAAAAGCAAGGCUCGUGUGCUCGGUAACAGACGAAGAUGGCCCAGAAACAUACUUUGAUGAACUGGAGGAUGUGUUUCUGCUGGAAACUGAUAAUCCAAGAACAACACUAGUAUAUGGCAUUUUUACAACUUCAAGCUCAGUUUUUAAAGGAUCAGCCGUGUGUGUGUAUCAUUUAUCUGACAUACAGACUGUGUUUAAUGGGCCUUUUGCUCACAAAGAAGGGCCCAAUCAUCAGCUGAUUUCCUACCAGGGCAGAAUUCCGUAUCCUCGCCCUGGAACUUGUCCGGGAGGAGCAUUUACACCCAAUAUGCGAACCACCAAGGAGUUCCCAGAUGAUGUUGUUACUUUUAUUCGGAAUCAUCCUCUCAUGUACAAUCCCAUCUACCCAGUCCACAGAAGGCCUUUGAUUGUCCGGAUAGGCACAGACUACAAGUACACAAAGAUCGCUGUGGAUCGAGUAAAUGCUGCUGAUGGUAGAUACCAUGUCCUGUUUCUCGGAACAGAUCGGGGCACUGUGCAAAAGGUCGUUGUUCUUCCUACAAACAGUUCUGCUAGCAGCGAGCUCAUUCUGGAGGAAUUGGAAGUCUUCAAGAAUCAUGUUCCCAUAACAACAAUGAAAAUUUCAUCCAAAAAGCAACAGUUGUAUGUGAGCUCCAAUGAAGGGAUUUCCCAAGUAUCUCUACAUCGCUGCCACAUCUACGGCACAGCCUGUGCUGACUGCUGCCUGGCGAGGGAUCCUUACUGCGCCUGGGAUGGCCAUUCUUGCUCUAGGUUCUACCCAACUGGGAAGCGGAGGAGCCGAAGACAAGAUGUGAGACAUGGAAAUCCAUUGACUCAAUGCAGAGGAUUUAAUCUAAAAGCAUAUAGAAAUGCAGCUGAAAUUGUUCAGUAUGGAGUAAAAAAUAACACCACUUUCCUUGAGUGCAGCCCCAAGUCUCCGCAGGCAUCUAUCAAGUGGUUGUUACAGAAAGACAAAGACAGGAGGAAAGAGGUCAAACUGAAUGAACGAAUCAUAGCCACUGCACAGGGUCUCCUGAUCCGCUCUGUUCAGCAUGCUGACCAAGGACUGUAUCACUGCAUUGCAACAGAAAACACCUUCAAGCAGACCAUAGCCAAGAUCAACUUCAAAGUGUUAGAUUCAGAAAUGGUUGCUGUUGUGACAGAUAAAUGGUCUCCAUGGACCUGGGCCAGCUCUGUGAGGGCUUUACCCUUCCACCCAAAGGACAUCAUAGGGGCCUUCAGCCACUCAGAAAUGCAGAUGAUUAAUCAAUACUGCAAAGACACGCGACAGCAAAAUCAACAGGUAGAAGAAUCCCAAAAAAUGAGAGGGGACUAUGGCAAGUUAAAGGCUCUCAUCAACAGCCGUAAAAGUAGAAAUAGAAGGAAUCAGUUGCCAGAAUGAUAAUAUUUUCCUGUGUGGGGCUUAUACUUCCAGUAACAAAUAGCCUGUCAAUGAUCAAAGUUUGAGCAAAGAAUCUUGUGGUUUACCCAUGGGAAAUUCCUGAGCAAGGUGUUUAGUGGUUACUUCUAAAAUGAAUUUUACAUGAACUGAAAUAAGCAUGCAUUUUCUUGUAUGAUAUUGACUAGCCCUAGACAUGUCAUGGUCCUCAUGGUGCAUAUAAAUAUUUAACUUAACCAGAUUUUAUUUAUGUCUUUAUUUGCCUUUUCUUCCAAAUCAGUAAGGUGGCUACAAAACUAGAAUUGUUACCUCCCUCAAUUGAAUGAGGGCCAUAACUUUGUGGUCUUCUUUCCCUGCUCUAGGGGUUUAGAUUUCUAAUUGCCAUUGAUUUAAUAUGUGAAAACAAAUGCCAAGUUCACAACUUUCACAUAAUAAAAGUUGUAUAAAUACAUGCAGCAGAGCAGCUGUCAAAAGAAAUGUAGAAAUAGGUAAAAGACAGGGAUGAAGGCAUUGAAAGUUGUAUAAAAACGUGAUUGAUUCAUAAAGAGAAAAUAAUGAGUUUAUGUGCUUCUAGUGAAAUAUGCCAUUGGUUAUUUUUAAAGAUUGUAAUAGGUGUCAGUUGCUGAUACCUGUCACAUUGAUCUUUGUUUCCUUAUUUAAGGAAGAUGAAAUAACCUACACCAUAAAGAUCUUUGAUGAGAGUUAUAUUGGUGAAGCAUUUGCAUUUAUAUUCUUAUGUUAUUAUUUUCCAAACAGAGGCCCUUUCUUUUUUUGGAAGUUAUUUAAGUUAUUCUAGACUCAGAGAAUAUAAUCUUAUCCUGUUUAAUUGAUUACUAUUUUUGACCUGAUUUUCUAGUCUUUCUGCUAAGUUAGACAAUAUAAGAAGAAAAGUUUUUGAAGUAUCAAACUUCUGUACGAGGGUGAAACCAUCACGAAGAACAAAAAGAAAAGAAUAUCAAAGGAGAUGCCACUUUAUUAAGAGGAAUUUAUUAUAAAUGUGGUUAGUUUUCAACUUCAAUAAUUAAGUUCAAUGUUAGCUAUUUUUAACAACCUCAGCUAUCAUAUCGAUUUUUAAACCAACAUUUUAGCUUUUUUUAUGAUCCUUUGUGUGUGACAGAGAGGUGUCCCUUAUGUUGAAUUAUUUUAAAAUCCAAUAUGAACAAAAAUAGUUGUUCUUUCUAAAGAAUAUUGGUGCACUAUGUGCACUGGUAUAUAGACAUAGAUAUAUACAAAUGUGGAAAGUUUUAUGAUGAAUACAAUCAAUUAUCUUCUGUUUGGUUGGAAAAUUUUAUUAGAAUAAUUUAAUACUGAAUUAUUUUACUCCAAAUAAAAAUUAAAUGGAAGCUAUAUGAAAAAAAAAAAACACUUUUCCUCCUAUUCUUAUGUUUCUUUUAAAAAUACAACAUUCGCCUUUUCAUUUAAAUUACUUUUAAGACACUCUCAUGUUUCCAGGUGAAAACAGAAACUGCCUCACAUACCUAAUCAAAAUCUAGUAUAAAAUUUUAUUUGUAAUCAACAAUCCAUGAAGAAGGUAAUCAAGUUAGCUGUACCAUCUUUUUAAGUACUGUAGUAUGAGGCUUCAAGGAUUAAAAUCAGUGUUAAAAUGAAUGUAAUAAUUGCUCAAAAUCUAAGAAUAUGAUUUAUUAUUUAAGUAGUGAUAAAUUAUGACAUUUUAAGAGGAGGCCUCAAUGUGACAAAAACAGCAGUUAAAGUAUACAACAUAAAGAACACCAAACUUCAUUUUAAAAAGAAAAGCCUCUUGUUCCGAUGUGUCUGACUCUAAAAUAAUGUCUAAAGCAGCUUAUUAUACAAAUGCUUAACGGUUGUAAUUAAACUUCUCUUUCUCCUCUUCUACGUGUACAUAUGGAAAUGCAUGUGAAUGUAAAGCCAAAACCAUUUUCUGUGUUAUGGCCAAUCUAUUGUAUGUACAGAGUUGAAAGUAAGAUUAUUUUAAGAGACAGAAUUUAGGGUAAACUACACAGAUCCCCUUGCUUCAUGUAAACCCAGACAUACAGACAAUAAGGGUGUUUAGUUUUGUAAUAUUAUUUGUGCUAUUUAAUAAUUCUAUUUUGAGCAUUAUUAAAUUGUAUAUACUUUUAUUACUUUUCUUUUAAAAAUAUAGAAAUCCUUCUUGAACAUUAAUUGCCAAAUGUAAAGGAAAUUUUCUUUCUCAAAAACUUGGUUAAUGUAUACUGAAUGUGGGUGGUUGAUUGGUUUUGUUUUGUGUAGUUUGAUAAUUUGAUGACUUAAUAUGUUUCUCAUUUGUACUGUACAUAAAAUUUCCUAGAAAUGCACUUUUUUUCAAAGUGUAGGUUUGUGGAUAGAUUUUAGCAUGAUGAAACUGUCACUACAGUGAAUGUUCACUCUGUGUAAGAAAACAAACUAAAUGUAGUUGGCACAUUAAUAUUUAAUUGAAUAUUGAAGAUUUCAUUUGCCUGGAAGAAUAAAACAAACAUGUUGAAUUCUCCA
Messenger RNA from Choloepus didactylus (southern two-toed sloth), 5072 nucleotides. RefSeq names its product semaphorin 3C (gene SEMA3C). Bases 354 to 2606 code for a protein of 750 amino acids. The transcript is spliced from 18 exons. Gene Ontology annotation, biological process: semaphorin-plexin signaling pathway; negative chemotaxis; negative regulation of axon extension involved in axon guidance. Lineage: Eukaryota; Metazoa; Chordata; Mammalia; Pilosa; Megalonychidae. The record is from RefSeq and is a predicted model, not a curated record. Gene Ontology annotation, molecular function: semaphorin receptor binding; chemorepellent activity.